GCAGUGUUAUAUAUGAUUUGCAUAUCGAGUGAAUUAGAGAAAGGCAAAUGGGGUGUGCUUCCUCGAAGCGUGUUGAUGCGGCAGCAGUCCCCUACCGUCCCGCACCCACAAGCUUGGCGGUGUUCGACAUCAACACCAUCGAGGAGCCAUGGCUGAAGCACCUCAACAACACCACCCCUCUCCCCCAAGACAAUAAUAAACCCUCCCUCCCCGCCCCUAUUCUCCACAAACUCAACUUGCUCGACGCCACCGAUGCCCCCCAAUCCUGGGAUGAGAUUAGCAAAACACUCCAAGACCUCAAACCCCCCUCCACCUCACCCCAACAACAACCUCAACCUCCACAAAAGACCAAGUCCUUCCACACGGUGGAAGAGCUAGACGCCAAGCUCAACCCCAAGCCCGAGCCCAAGCCCAAGCCCAAUCCAGAAUUGAAAAAGCCCGCUGAUCAGAUAAUUAACAGUAGCAUAGUUACCGAGCCAGUCCGAGGGAACAAGUUGAAGGAAAACAUGUUCAUAGUUCGGGACAGGCUGGAGAGACAGAAGGAAGAGAAGGAGCUCACCUUCGAGCGUCUUCGUCGGGACCCGCUGAGCGCGUUCCCGGAGAAGUGUCCGCCGGGAGGGAGCGAGAAGGUGGUGUUGUACACGACGUCGUUGGGGGGCGUGAGGAAGACGUUCGAGGACUGCAACCGCGCGCGAGACGUGCUGGAGGGGCACAGGGUGGUGUUCGACGAGCGAGACGUGUCGCUGCACGGGGAGUUUCUGAGGGAGGUGAAGGAGCUGGUGGACGGGGAAGGGGUGGCGCUGCCGAGGGUGUUCGUGAAGGGGAGGUACGUGGGUGGGUUGGAGGAGUUGGUGGAGCUGAACGAGACGGGUCGACUCGGGAGAAUAUUGAAUGCGACGCGUGUGGAGAGGGGGAUUGGGAGGCAAACGUGUGGAGGUUGUGGUGGGGCUAGGUUCGUUCCUUGCUUCGACUGUGCUGGGAGUUGCAAGCUUCUUCACAGAGAGAGGUGCCCCAAUUGUAAUGAGAAUGGCUUGGUCCACUGCCCUGCUUGUAUUUCAUAACUUCCAUAUCUGCUGUUUAAUUUUGUUAUUCAAAUCACCACUAGAAUCAUACAUAUUUCACACCUUGUCUCUCUCUCUACCAUCAACCCUUCCACCCAAUAUUUUUGGACCAUCUUAAUUGUUACCAAUCUAGUUAUGGGGUUAAAGACUCUCUUUUUUUUAUUAUCAUACGCAGAUAAAUUUACUUGCGCACCUUAACCUGCACUUAGUUUCAUGUUAAGGUUAGAAAAGUUCAAAAGCAAUAUAUUAAAAUCAUAAAAUGUAUGUCUACCGAAUUUUAACGAUAAGAAUAAUAUUUGUACUUAUAUAUUUUUUUA
Messenger RNA from Glycine soja, 1378 nucleotides. RefSeq lists its product as uncharacterized. Bases 48 to 1061 code for a protein of 337 amino acids. Lineage: Eukaryota; Viridiplantae; Streptophyta; Magnoliopsida; Fabales; Fabaceae. The transcript has a single exon. The record is from RefSeq and is a predicted model, not a curated record.